AUGCAUAUCAGUAAACAAACAAAUAGACAAGGACGGACUUUGGAGAAGUCACUUGGUGAUCUGGUCACUGAGCCUUCUGUUGUCAAACUGAGGCUGGAGACGUCACAAAGUGGUCUGGUCACUGAGCCUUCUGUUGCCAUACUGAGGCUGGAGACGUCACAUGGUGAUCUGGUCACUGAGCCUUCUGUUGCCAUACUGAGGCUGGAGACGUCACAUGGUGAUCUGGUCACUGAGCCUUCUGUUGUCAAACUUAGGUUGGAGACGUCACAUGGUGAUCUGGUCACUGAGCCUUCUGUUGUCAUACUGAGGCUAGAGACGUCACAUGGUAUUCUGGUCACUGAGCCUUCUGUUGUCACACUGAGGCUGGAGACGUCACAUGGUGAUCUGGUCAGAGAGCCUUCUGUUGUCAAACUGAGGCUGGAGACGUCACAUGGUGAUCUGGUCACUGAGCCUUCUGUUGUCAUACUGAGGCUGGAGACGUCACAUGGUGAUCUGGUCGCUGAGGCUUCUGUUGUCAAACUGAGGCUGGAGACGUCACAUGGUGAUCUGGUCAGAGAGCCUUCUGUUGUCAAACUGAGGCUGGAGACGUCACAUGGUGAUCUGGUCACUGAGCCUUCUGUUGUCAUACUGAGGCUGGAGACGUCACAUGGUGAUCUGGUCGCUGAGGCUUCUGUUGUCGUACUGAGGCUGGAGACGUCACAUGGUGAUCUGGUCGGUGAGCCUUCUGUUGCCAUACUGAGGCUGGAGACGUCACAUGGUGAUCUGGUCGGUUAG
Messenger RNA from Haliotis rufescens (red abalone), 774 nucleotides. RefSeq lists its product as uncharacterized. The coding region runs from base 1 to 774 and encodes 257 amino acids. Lineage: Eukaryota; Metazoa; Mollusca; Gastropoda; Lepetellida; Haliotidae. The transcript has 2 exons. The record is from RefSeq and is a predicted model, not a curated record.